AAAACUUAUCACAUCGCAGUUUCCUUCUCCUAAGAUAAUUUUUAGUCAGGUCUGGUUUUUCCAGAACCCUGAACUAUAUUAGGGACCAUGUCUUCCUUUGGAUACCGCAGAGAGAUCAGUAAAUAUGAAGAUAUUGAUGAAGAUGAGCUACUGGCCUCAUUAACAGAAGAGGAGUUGCAGGAAUUGGAGAGGGAGCUGGGGGAUAUUGAGCCUGAUCAUAAUCUCCCUGUUGGAAUGAGGCAAAAAAGUCUAACAGAAAAAUCUCCAACAGCAAAUUUUAGCAGAGAUGCACUAAUGGCUUAUUGGGAAAAGGAGACCAAAAAGUUAAUUGAGAAGGAGCAGCUUGGUGCAUGUGAUAAGAAUCAUAAGGAGGAGGAAGAAGAUGGAAGUGAAGAAGAAGAUUUUGUAGGAAGUAACAGUGAGGUUUCUGAAGAAAUUUAUACAGAAGAAGAUGAAGAGGAGGAAGAGGAGGUGGAAACAGAAAGUGAUGAGGAAGAAAGUAACCACGAGGAAGAAACCACUGAAGCUAGAAAAAGUUCAGACAGCAUCCCAACAAUAACAAUCAAUGGAAUCAGUGAUAAUAAAGCCUCAUCCAAUGGUUACAAUAGCAUUGGUGCUAAAUAUGGCAAACAAACCAAUGAGCUUCCAAGCAAUAAAGCAACCUUUGGCCUUGCUGGCUCCAACCCGACAGUUAUAGAUGAUGCGCUAGAAAAUAUUAAAAACAAUGACCCAGACACUUUGGAAGUCAAUCUAAAUAACAUCGAGAACAUCACACCAGAAUCACUUCUAUCCUUUGCACUAGCUAUGAAAGAUAACACAAACGUUAAAGUGUUUAGCUUGGCUAAUACACAUGCUGAUGACAAUGUUGCAAUAGCAAUUUCUAAUAUGCUUCGAGUCAAUAGAAGUAUUACAAGUCUGAACAUAGAAUCUAACUUUAUCACAGGAAAAGGCAUAAUAGCUAUUAUGAGGGCUUUGCAGUACAGUAAUAAUGUGCUGACGGAACUGAGAUUCCAUAACCAGAGACAUAUCAUGGGAAGUCAGGUAGAGAUGGAAAUAGCAAAAUUGCUCAAAGACAAUACUAGCAUUAUAAAGUUAGGAUAUCACUUUGAGCUGCCAGGACCACGUAUGUCCAUGACAAGUAUUCUGACCCGGAAUAUGGAUAAACAAAGACAGAAAAGAAUGCAGGAGCAAAAGGAAUCUGGUUAUGAUCCCACAUCUAACCUCAGGACCAAAACGCUGCAAAGAGGAACACCAAGGGCUUCACCAUACUCUUCCCCUAGGGAUUCACCAUGGACAUCUCCAAAAAUAGCUAGAAAGGUUCAGCCUGGAAACACAUCAACGCCUUCACCUCCACCACCACCACCUCCACCACCCCCUCCUCCUCCUUCAAUAUUUGUAACACUUCAACAGGAAAAGAAAGUUCCCACCAGAAAUAUUGCAGAAGUUAUCAAACAACAUGAAUUAUCUGCAAAAAAACAGCAAAAUGGGCAUAAAAAAACAAAAGGGAAAAAAAGCAAAAAGGAACAGAAUAAUAUUUUAAAAGAGUUAAAAAAUUCUUUGAGAUCAAUCUCUGAAAUGAAACCAGAAGAGUUGUCCAGGCCCUCAACUCCCCAGAAAUCUGUACAUGAUAAUCUUAUGGAUGCUAUUAGAGGGAGCAACAUAAAACAGCUGAAGAAGGUGGAAGUUCCAAAAUCCCUUCAAUAAGUCCCGAACUGUACAAGAAAAAUCAACUGAAUGCUGUUGCAGAGCAUAUGUAUUUAAAUGCGUUUUUGGGUAUAACACAGAUAUUUUAGUACAGCACAUGGUUGUUAAAAGAGUAUUUGUAAAUAUGGAGUACACUUUUUUAUUUGGCAUUUUUCCUUACCUGUGUACUAUAAAAUUGUUUUUUAUGUAUGUUGGAUAAUUAUCACAAGUAACUUUGCACUAAAAAGUUUUGUUUCCAUUUUUUUAUUUUGAUUUAUUUAUUUUGACGAAUAUGAAAUAAAGGCAUCUGUUUCCUUUUUGAAAACUGAAAACAUAAAAAAGAAUAUAUUGCUUAAAUGUUUGCAAAAUAUCCAAAAUCAUUUGCGAGUAUCAUUUUUGUUGCAACUACUUUUUUUUUUUUACUAAAUUUAUUAAAAGAAGUGAUCUUUGUUUCA
Molecule: messenger RNA, 2138 nt
Organism: Xenopus laevis (African clawed frog)
Lineage: Eukaryota; Metazoa; Chordata; Amphibia; Anura; Pipidae
Gene: lmod2.S
Product: leiomodin-2
Exons: 3
Coding region: 88-1704 (538 amino acids)
Biological process (GO): actin filament organization; pointed-end actin filament capping; supramolecular fiber organization
Cellular component (GO): cytoskeleton; myofibril; M band
Molecular function (GO): tropomyosin binding; actin binding
Source: RefSeq, a predicted model, not a curated record